Molecule: messenger RNA, 2389 nt
Organism: Zophobas morio
Lineage: Eukaryota; Metazoa; Arthropoda; Insecta; Coleoptera; Tenebrionidae
Product: WD repeat domain phosphoinositide-interacting protein 2
Exons: 8
Coding region: 286-1575 (429 amino acids)
Biological process (GO): autophagy of mitochondrion; protein localization to phagophore assembly site; protein lipidation
Cellular component (GO): cytosol; phagophore assembly site membrane; extrinsic component of membrane
Molecular function (GO): phosphatidylinositol-3,5-bisphosphate binding; protein binding; phosphatidylinositol-3-phosphate binding
Source: RefSeq, a predicted model, not a curated record
AUCAGCCAAAAUUCUCAGUAAUCCACACUCCCAUCCCCCCAGCUUUACCCUCACCCUUUUUUUCAAAUUUCCCGCCUCCCCAGCGCUCCUGCGCCAAUCGAAAAAAUUAUCAGCUGUUCAAUACAAUAUGGAUGUGUAGUAGAGUUGGUGUUUGUUUGGAAUAGCAAGGUCAGCCUUUGUGUGAGAAAUAACAAGAAAGUUGGAGUAACAGCGAGUAAAUCCUCGAAUUAGUGUCGUAGAUUUAGUGGUUUUGUAUUGCAACGGUGUAAUCAUCACGUAGAACUCAUGAGUAAUAUAACGUCAUCGGAUUCUAAUGGGACUAAGAACUAUUUUGUAAACUACAACCAGGACAGCACCUCUCUAGUUGUCGGCAGCAAAAGCGGCUAUCGUCUCUACUCCCUAAACAACGUCGACGACUUAGAACUGAUCUACUCCAACGAUGUCGAGGAAACGUUCAUGGUCGAGCGCCUCUUCAGCAGCAGUCUGGUGGCGACCGUGGCGCUGUCGUCUCCCAGGAAGCUGAAAGUGUGCCAUUUCAAGAAGGGGACCGAAAUAUGCAACUAUUCCUAUUCAAACACUAUCCUGGCCGUACGCAUGAACAGGUCGCGACUGGUGGUCUGCCUGGAGGAGAGUCUCUACAUACACAACAUACGCGACAUGAAGGUGCUGCACACCAUCAGGGACACGCCGCCGAAUCCUCAAGGGCUCUGUGCGCUGAGCAUAAACCACGACAAUUGUUUGCUGGCGUAUCCGGGGUCGGCGACUAUAGGAGAAGUGCAGAUUUUCGAUGCCGACCACUUGCACGCCAAGACUAUGAUCCCCGCCCAUGACAGCCCGCUGGCGGCGCUAGCUUUCAGCCCGAGCGGCUCGAGGAUCGCCACCGCCUCGGAAAAGGGCACCGUGAUCCGGGUGUUCAAUUCGGCCGACGGACAAAAACUCUUCGAAUUUAGGAGAGGCGUGAAGCGUUGCGUUGACAUUUCGUGCUUGGCAUUCAGCACGUGUAGCAAUUACUUGUGUUGCAGCAGUAACACGGAAACGGUACACGUGUUUAAAUUCGAGGAGCCGAAGGACAGCCCGAGGCGUAACGUCGAGGAGAGCAGCUGGAUGGGGUAUCUUUCUUCGUAUUUGCCAACGCAGGUUACGGAUGUUUUCACUCAAGGCAGGGCCUUUGCUGCGGCCCAUCUGCCAACGCAGGGCGUCAGGAAUGUCAUCUCGAUCAUGACGGCCCAGAACCAGCUGAGAUUAUUGGUAGCAACCGAGGAAGCCAACCUCUACGUCUACAACGUGGACCCUAACGAAGGCGGCGACCUCACCCUAUACAAGCAGCUCCGAUUAAACGACUCUCGAGACUCAUCAAAAGGUACAACCACAACCGAACCACAAAGCAUCGACGGAGGCUCUGCCAUACUAGCUAGCUACGCCGGCAUCGUCAAGGGCAAUCCCGUGGGCCAAAUGUCAGGUACUGAGUCGGAGAAGCUGAGGGAGAUGGCAGCAGCGACGGAGUCGCCGCCAAAGGGACCGUUCCACUUCAACGACGACCAGGAAUACCCGCCCCUCACGCAGAACUCAGACUGAGGUCAGGACUCGAAGGAUCAAUAUUGCAAGUACCAGGUGAUGUUCGGUGUCAUUCUCCUGAUUCAUUUCAUCGUCAGGAUUAGCGAGGAUUUGAUUAUUUACUUGUUCAACUUGAACGGGUGACGUUUCUUUCAUUGUAGUAUUUCCGUUUUGAAAUUUUUGUUUCAAGUAUUGUCAUGCCCAAAGUUUGUUUCAUUUCAUUACUGUAAGUUGCAAGAACAAAGCUCGUGUGUAUUUGUUGACGCGUUUUUAUUUAUCAUUUGUACAGGGUGUGCAAGAAACGCUCGUUUAGCAUUUUUUGUUCAGUCGAUUGUUUCUUGCUUGGACGCUCUGUGGGUAAUUAAUAAGUGAAAUCCAUAUCAAUCACUACACUAGUGUAAUUUUUUUGUAUGUUAUUCCUAAGUAAAUUAUUUUGCAAUUUCUUUAACUUAAGGUUUCUUUUACGAACCAGCCUGUUUUCUUUUUGGGUGUUUUACGUAAACAGAAAUGUGCUUGGUGUCGCUCGUUACACAGCCACGCUUGCGCAGUCAUUUUUCUGUUUAAGUAAAAUUCAACUUAGUGGAAAUUAUAAUUUAUUAAAUGUACUGUAAGGACCGAGUCAUGGUUUAACCCUUAUUUUUUUACACAUGAGGGUAUGUCUUGGGUUUGUUGCAGUAGAUUUCAAUUAUCAAAUUAUUUGCGCACAUUGUGCUGUGUACAUAAUAGGUUUAAGCGUGAUAGAGUGUUUAUAAAAACUGUGACUAGUAUGAUAAGGACAGAUAUUGUUAUUGAACGAAUGAAAGUGUGAUACAAUAAUAAUCAUUUCAUGGAUAAA